AUGACCUUUCAAGACGAUGCCAUUGCCCCGGCACUUGAUCCGCAGGCCGUGGAGUAUAUCAAAGAGAAGAGCCGUAAACGAACGCUCGGCAAUCUGCGACUUAUCGACCAAGAAACGAAUGCCGUGAUUUUGGUCCCCACGCCAUCCUCCGACCCUAACGAUCCGUUAAACUGGUCGACAUGGCGCAAGUACUAUGUCGCCGGCGUUCUCUGCCUGACUAUGGCAGUGUGCAACUUCCUGGCGGCUGGGCCAGCUAUUGCGGUGCCCGGCACGGCCAUGGAUUUCUAUCCAAAUGCUUUGGCUAAUGGCACACUAAUUACUUCAGCCAUUCCAAAGGUUGCGUACUUCUUCACUACUACGUCUCUGCUUCAAGGCAUGGGUAACAUCGUCUGGGUGCCUGCUGCCAACAAAUGGGGCCGCCGGCCAGUCUAUAUCUUGAGCUACAUAAUCUACCUUGCCAUGGCUAUAUGGCUUAUCUUUGAAAAGUCCUAUACCCGGUUUCUGGUAGGGAGAAUUCUCAUGGGUUUUGGUUCUGGUGCGGCAGAGACGCUGGCGCCCAUCUCCAUUGCUGACAUCUUCUUUCUGCACGAAAGAGGCAGGGUCAUGUCUGCGUAUACCUGCUUUCUAUCUGUGGGAGCAGCUGGAGGUCUGGUAAUAUCUGGUUUGAUUACAAUAGACCAUACUUGGCGAGCCAUCUAUCAAGUCGGCACCGCUUUGGUUGGCUUUGUCCUUCUUCUUCUUAUUUUCACUGUACCUGAAACCAGCUAUUCGCGGACAGAUCACCAUGACUCGCCCUCUUCAGACGCGUCAGAUGAGAAACAAACAUCGACUGUACGCGAAGAGACACAGGCUUCUACGAAGAAAAUGAGCUACAUUGAGUCACUUUUGAAGUUCAAGGCUGUUGGUACGAACGAAAACAUCUUCAAAAUGAUGAUUCGCCCUUUUGGCUUGAUUAUCCUUCCGCCAGUGUUAUGGGCUGCUCUCUCUCUGGCAGUAACUAUUGGGUUCCUAGUGGCGGUUACAUCUAACUCGGCUGCAGCUUUCAACCAGACAUAUGGCUUUGCUUCUUACCAGGUUGGGCUCUGCUAUAUCGCCGCCAUCAUCGGCUCUCUCUUCGGACUGCCAGCGGGUGGCCACCUCGGGGACAAGGUUGCCGAAAUCUUGACAAAACGAAACAAUGGUAUUCGAGAACCUGAAAUGCGACUACCAGCAGUGAUGGUGUCUGCAAUCACCGCGCCACUUGCCCUGAUUCUCUAUGGUGUGGGUAUCCAGCACCAACUUCACUGGAUAUGUCCAACCAUAGGACUCGGCCUCCUCAACUUCUCUAUCACGCAGUCCAGUACGAUUUGCAUAGUUUAUGUCAUUGAUUCUUACCGCCCAGUUGCAGGUGAGAUCACGUUGGCAGUCACUGGAUUCAAGGCCCUGUUCGCCUUCUUUCUCUCAUUUGAAACAAAUCCCUGGGUCGACCUCUCUGGUUAUCAGGACGCAUUCGGAGCCAUGGCGGGAAUUGCGGGGGGAAUCCUCCUUAUGUGGAUCCCCUUGUAUUUCUGGGGAAAGCAAAUUCGGCAUCACUCGUGGCAAUGGAGGGCCAUUUCAUUUAUACACUGGAAUAACGACCGUGAAGUGGGGGAGUAA
Molecule: messenger RNA, 1635 nt
Organism: Trichoderma asperellum CBS 433.97
Lineage: Eukaryota; Fungi; Ascomycota; Sordariomycetes; Hypocreales; Hypocreaceae
Biological process (GO): transmembrane transport
Cellular component (GO): plasma membrane
Molecular function (GO): transmembrane transporter activity
Source: RefSeq, a predicted model, not a curated record